Molecule: messenger RNA, 2787 nt
Organism: Brenthis ino (lesser marbled fritillary)
Lineage: Eukaryota; Metazoa; Arthropoda; Insecta; Lepidoptera; Nymphalidae
Source: the annotation of a GenBank genome assembly
AUGUCAGUGCCACCUCAAGCAUUUGUAAAUAAAAAUAAAAAACAUUUUUUAGGAAUUCCGGCACCACUAGGUUAUGUAGCUGGAGUUGGUAGAGGUGCUACUGGGUUUACCACACGAUCUGAUAUUGGCCCUGCCAGAGACGCUAAUGAUGUAUCUGACGACCGCCAUGCUCCACCUGCAGCUAAGCGUAAAAAAACUGAAGAAGAAGAUGAUGAUGAAGACCUUAAUGAUUCCAAUUACGACGAAUUCUCAGGAUAUAGUGGUUCUUUGUUUUCAAAGGAUCCUUAUGAUAAAGAUGAUGCAGAAGCUGACGCCAUUUAUGAAUCUAUUGACAAAAGAAUGGAUGAGAAAAGAAAAGAAUAUAGGGAAAAAAGACUUAAAGAAGACUUAGAAAGAUAUCGUCAAGAAAGACCUAAAAUACAACAACAAUUCUCGGAUUUGAAGAGAGAACUAAAAAUGGUAUCUGAAGAUGAAUGGGCAGCCAUACCAGAAGUGGGAGAUGCAAGAAACAGAAAACAACGCAAUCCCAGGGCUGAGAGAUUCACACCCUUACCAGAUAGUGUUCUAUCUAGAAAUCUUGGGGGAGAAUCAUCGUCAACUAUUGAUCCAAGCUCUGGAUUAGCUUCCAUGAUGCCAGGUGUUAUGACUCCUGGAAUGUUAACACCUUCAGGUGAUUUGGAUCUUAGGAAGAUAGGUCAAGCAAGAAACACACUAAUGACAGUCAAACUGUCUCAAGUCUCCGAUUCAGUAACAGGACAAACUGUAGUUGAUCCUAAAGGCUAUCUAACAGAUCUUCAAUCUAUGAUACCGACAUACGGUGGUGACAUAAAUGAUAUUAAGAAAGCCAGACUGCUUUUGAAAUCUGUGCGUGAAACUAAUCCUAAUCAUCCCCCAGCUUGGAUUGCUAGUGCUCGGUUAGAAGAAGUUACAGGCAAAGUCCAAUCAGCUCGUAAUCUAAUAAUGAAAGGCUGUGAAGUGAACCCGAGUAGUGAGGAGUUAUGGCUAGAGGCAGCCCGCCUCCAGCCGCCGGACACGGCGCGGGCAGUGAUCGCUCACGCGGCACGGAACCUGCCCCAUAGCGUCAGGAUAUGGGUGAAGGCAGCGGAUUUGGAACAAGAGACCAAGGCAAAACGUCGUGUAUACCGGAAGGCCUUAGAACACAUACCCAACUCAGUCCGUCUAUGGAAAGCCGCAGUGGAAUUGGAAAACCCAGAAGAUGCCAGAAUACUCCUUUCCAGAGCAGUGGAAUGUUGUCCGACGAGUGUAGAGCUUUGGCUAGCUUUAGCGAGACUGGAAACAUACGAAAAUGCCAGGAAAGUUCUGAAUAAGGCCCGAGAGAAUAUACCAACAGACAGACAGAUUUGGGUCACGGCUGCUAAACUGGAGGAAGCUCAUGGUAAUACACACAUGGUGGAGAAGAUAAUAGAUCGUGCGAUCACCUCGCUCAGUGCCAACGGCGUUGAGAUAAAUCGCGAGCACUGGUUCAAGGAGGCAAUGGAAGCUGAGAAAUCUGGCGCCGUACAUACUUGUCAGGCUAUCAUUCGGGCUGUGAUUGGAAACGGCAUUGAACCCGAAGACCAAAAACACACGUGGAUGGAAGAUGCUGAAGCCUGCGCGUCGGAGGGCGCGUACGAGUGCGCACGCGCGGUGUACGGGUACGCGCUAUCGGUGUUCCCGUCCAAGAAGUCCAUCUGGCUGCGCGCCGCGUACCUGGAGAAGCAGCGCGGCACGCGCGCGUCGCUCGAGGCGCUGCUUCAGCGCGCCGUCGCGCACUGCCCCAAGAGUGAGGUGCUCUGGCUCAUGGGCGCCAAGUCCAAGUGGCUCGCUGGCGAUGUUCCAGCAGCGAGAGGUAUCCUAUCUCUAGCGUUUCAAGCCAAUCCCAAUUCUGAGGAGAUUUGGUUAGCGGCUGUGAAGUUGGAGAGUGAGAAUAAAGAGUAUGAUAGAGCGAGGCGGUUGCUCGCUAAAGCCAGGGCUUCUGCGCCUACUCCGAGGGUUAUGAUAAAAUCAGCAAAAUUGGAAUGGGCAUUGAAUAACUUGGACGUAGCGUUGAAUUUAUUAGAGGAAGCCAUCAAAGUAUUCGGAGACUACGCCAAACUGCAUAUGAUGAAAGGGCAGAUCGAGGAGCAAAUGGGCAAGAACGAUGAAGCCUACAACACUUACUCGCUAGGUCUGAAGAAGUGUGCGACAUGUGUGCCGAUGUGGAUCCUGCUGUCCAGGCUCGAGGAGAAACUGAAGCACGUGACCAAAGCGAGAUCAGUUCUAGAGAAGGCUAGGUUGAGGAAUCCGAAGAAUGCAGAGCUCUGGCUGGAGAGCGUGCGGCUGGAGCGGCGCGCGGGCUGCGGCGAGGCGGCGGGCGCGCUGCUGGCCAAGGCGCUGCAGGAGUGCCCCGCGGCCGGCCGGCUGUGGGCCGACGCCAUAUUCAUGGAGGCGCGCCCGCAGAGGAAGACUAAGAGCGUGGAUGCACUAAAGAAGUGUGAGCACGACGCGCACGUGCUGCUCGCCGUCUCGCAGCUGUUCUGGACUGAGAGAAAACUGAAUAAAUGUCGCGAAUGGUUUAACAGAACAGUGAAAAUCGACCCCGAUCUAGGCGAUGCGUGGGCGUUCUUCUACAAAUUCGAACUCCUCAACGGCAAUGAGCAGCAACAAGAGGAUGUGAAGUCCCGCUGCAAGGCGGCCGAGCCCCACCACGGCGAACAUUGGUGCAAGGUGUCCAAGGAUAUCGCAAACUGGUGUUUCAGUACUGAACAGAUACUACUGUUGGUAGCCAAGAACUUGCCAGUACCAACG